Messenger RNA from Colias croceus (clouded yellow), 2981 nucleotides. RefSeq names its product trichohyalin-like. The record is from RefSeq and is a predicted model, not a curated record. NCBI's taxonomy places the organism in Eukaryota, Metazoa, Arthropoda, Insecta, Lepidoptera, Pieridae. Gene Ontology annotation, biological process: establishment of epithelial cell polarity; cilium assembly. Gene Ontology annotation, cellular component: ciliary transition fiber; centriole; ciliary basal body. The transcript is spliced from 11 exons. Bases 30 to 2981 code for a protein of 983 amino acids.
AUUCUACAAGUCUUCAUACCUUAUACAAAAUGAGUCUUGACCUCGAUGAUCCAUUAGCCGGUAUUUUAAGUGAUGGUAGUGAUGAUAGCUUCUUUGACGAUGAUAUUAUGGGAAAGAAAAAACUAAGUAAGAAAAAAGAUACAGUAACUGUUGAUAAAAAGAAAGCUUUGUUUGAUCUCGACGGUAUACAGGCCACUAAAACGGCCAAAAAUCUUUCUAAUGAAGUGAAAGAUAUUUUUGAACCUUCAAAUAAGGAUAAAGAAAUAAAUUUGGCAUCACGAAAACCUUCUUUUAAAAUAGAUAACAACAGCAAAACGAUUUCGUCCCCAGCACCGAUGAAACGAACAUUUUCAAAAGAUUCUAUCCCUCAAACUAAAGAUUAUAGCAAUCCUGACAAUUUUGCUAGGUCUCCAAGUAAAACAAAAAUAACUGGUAAAAGUGUUGAGAAGUUAGAUUUAUUGGACGACUUGCUAGAAGACAAGAAAUCUAUAAAAACAGAAAAAGGCAAAAGUUCUCAGUCACUUCUUGACGAUAUUUUGGGUGGACCUUCUUUAAAAUCAUCAGGAAUUAAUCAACAAAAGCAAACUACUUCUGUUAAGAAUUCAGAUGUGGAUUUUGAUUCGUUGUUGGGAAAAACCGAAUCAAAACAAACCUCCAAUAAUACUUCUAAACAUUCGACGUCCCAGAAAAAAGAAAUCAAGGAUGUUGAAAAUACCAAACUCAAACAAGUAAAACCAAAAAGUUCUACUGAUGACUGGCUUGGAAUUUUUAAAGAUAAAGAUGAAGCGGUCGAUGAAGAUGAAGCUGAUAUGCCUUCUUGGUUGACUGGAGGUGUAAAGAAGAAAAAGACAGAUCAGAAACCUAAACCAGCGGUUGAAUCAACCGAAGAAACAAAAGUACCAGAAACUGAAACACCUACAAUUCAAAAAGAGGAAUAUGUAUCUAAAGAUAGAAAAUUAGAAGAACUUGUAAAGCCUGAACAAAAGUCUACGUUAGAGAUUACAAAUGAUGACGUAACACUAGAAGGAGCUGCUUUAUGUUUGCAACAGCAGGAGGCACAGUUAAUGGUAGCACUACAACUAAAGGCACAGGAUGAUAAACUAGCAGCUAUGCAAGAGCGGCAGAAGGAAACUCAACGUGUUCAACGGGAAACAACAAUGGCUCAUCACGAACAAUUAGACGCGAUGUUACGCCGACAAGCCGAACAUAGGCAACAGAUGCAAGCAAUUAUAGCUUCACACCAGGAUAGAAUUAACCAGAGAAUAAAGGCUCUAUUAAUAAAUUCUAACGACAACGAUGCUACAGUCAAUGAAGAAAUUGAAACAGGUGAUGGAAGCAAAGAAAGUCCUUAUACGAGAGAAAAGAAACAGUUGUUGCAAUUAGUACAAUCGCUGCAAGAGAAUCAUGAUAAGGAAAUUGAUCUAAUGGAAACGUCGUACAGACGUCAAUUAGAUUUUCUAGAACUAUCAUAUACUCAAGCUGAAGAACGAAUGAAAGAAGAAACUGAGAAAUUGGUGAAAUUCUACUCGGAAAAGAUAAGUUGGUUAGACGAACACCACCAGCUGUAUAAGAAAAUGGCGGAAGAUAAUUUGCACGAAUUAACAGAAAGACAUAAAGCAGAAAAUGAUAUGCUGAGGCAGCAACAUUUGGAUAAUGUGAAGGUUUUGCAAGAACAUCAUGCAGCACUUAUGGAAAAUAUAAGAAAUGCAGUAAAACAAGAACAAGUCCUUAUAAAAGAUUCGGCAGGAUUCUCGUCAGACUUACAAACUCUUGUUACUGAUGUCAAAGAAAACAAUAUAAAAUGUGAACAGUUGUAUGGUAAAGUGGAAACAUUGGUACAGGAGUCUCAACAUGAAGCAGUGAAGAGUUUGCAAAUAAGGGAGAAGCAGAUAAAUGAUAUCAUAGAACAAUUAAAGAAAGAUCGAGAAGAUUUUGAACGCGAUAAAGCAGAGAGUAAGGAUAUUGUUAAAAUGCUUGAAUCAAGGCUUCGGCAGAUGACAACGAUGAUGGAGGAAGAAACGGCAUCGUUGCGACAAAAGAAGAUGGAGUUUGAAUUUGAGAAGGCGACUUUCAGUAAACAAACGGAGUUUGCUAAAAACGUGCUCAAAAAGCAGGAUGAAGAAUUAAAGCUGCAAAAGGAAGAAAUUCAAAAGGAAUAUCAAGAUAAAUUGGCACGAAUCGAAGAAGAAAAAGCGAAAGCUCUAAAGGAUUCUGCGUUAGUCGCCAAAGAAAAGGCGUCGAUACAAAGUCUGAAGUUGGAAAUUGAGAAAACGAAAGCUGAGUUAGAUGCACACCUUCAAGAAGUAACAGAAGAGAGAUCGAAACUAAACGCUGAAAAACAAGAGCUGCAUAUUGAAGAACAAAGAAUAAUGGCAAAGAGUCGCGACUUAGACCUCCUCGCAAAAUCGGCAAUCGAGAAACAAUCGCAAGCUGAAAAAAAAUCAUCCGAAGCAAAUUUCAUACAGCAGAAGUACGAAGACAGAAUUCGCAGAAUACAAGAACACGUAGUAUCUUUGAAUAUGAGGGAGAAACAAAUAGCAAAGGAAAAAGUCGCUUUGUCCAGAGAAAGAUUGACUUUACAUAAUGAGAGGAAGGAAUUGGAAAAUAAACAGUGUUCCUUGUGUCGUGGAACGAAUCAGACGAACUUGCCUGAACCCAUAAUGCCAAUAAUCCAUGCGAAUAGAGAUUAUAAUGUGCCAAGUGAUUACAGGCGAACGUAUGGCAAUUUGAACUCUAAUAUAAAUGACAUAGAGAUGGAAGUGUCGCAAUUGAUGGGAAGACCGUUUUUAGAACAGAGAGAAUUUACACAGGACAAUGUUGAUAAUGUUGGACAAGAAAAUCAGAACCAGGAUUCUGGUCGUUUUAAGAGUUAUAUGGAUCCUAAAUUUAUGAUGUUGCGGUUAGAUGUGCAAAGGGUCAUCAAUAAUUUGGAUCGAAAUAAGAAAAAUGACGCUGAACAUGCGGAAGAAGAAAACCACUAA